Rhineura floridana is the source of this 5017-nucleotide messenger RNA. RefSeq names its product ubiquitin specific peptidase 48 (gene USP48). Gene Ontology annotation, molecular function: cysteine-type endopeptidase activity; protein binding; cysteine-type deubiquitinase activity. Lineage: Eukaryota; Metazoa; Chordata; Lepidosauria; Squamata; Rhineuridae. The transcript has 28 exons. Bases 54 to 3200 code for a protein of 1048 amino acids. Gene Ontology annotation, biological process: protein deubiquitination. The record is from RefSeq and is a predicted model, not a curated record. Gene Ontology annotation, cellular component: nucleus; cytosol.
GGGGGCGGAGCCAAGGUGGUGGUGGAGGGAAAAGCCUGGUUGAGACGAGGGAGAUGUCACCGACGGCCUUUAAAGGUCCUCGGGCUGGGCCCGGGAUGGCGCCGCGGCUGCAGCUAGAGAAGGCGGCCUGGCGCUGGACCGAGACGGUGCCGCCCGAGGCCGUCACGCAGGAGCACAUCGAGGCGGCCUAUCGCGUCGGCCUGGAGCCCUGUCAGCGCGGAGCCUGCAGGAGAAACUGCAGAGGAAACCCAAACUGCCUGGUGGGUAUCGGUGAGCACAUUUGGCUAGGGGAGAUAGACGAAAACACUUUUCAUAAAAUCGACGAUCCAAACUUUGAGAGGAGAAAAAAGAAUGCAUUCGUAGGCCUCACAAACCUGGGGGCCACCUGCUACGUCAACACUUUCCUACAAAUGUGGUUCUUGAAUUUGGAGCUCCGCCAGGCACUCUACUUGUGUCCAAUCACCCGCACUGAAUACGUGACCGCAGAGGGCACCCCGUCAGACAAAGAUUACGAGCCUCAGACCAUUUGUGAACACCUCCAGUACUUGUUUGCUUUGCUGCAGAACAGCAAGAGGCGUUACAUUGAUCCGUCAGGGUUUGUUAAAGCGCUGGGUUUGGACACAGGUCAGCAACAGGAUGCGCAGGAGUUUUCCAAGCUGUUCAUGUCACUGUUGGAGGAUACCCUGUCAUCACAGAAAAAUCCAGAUGUGCGAGAUAUCGUCCAGAAGCAGUUUUGCGGAGAAUACGCAUAUGUCACGGUUUGCAACCAGUGUGGCAGAGAGUCCAAACUUAUAUCAAAAUUUUAUGAGCUUGAGUUAAAUAUCCAAGGUCACAAGCAGCUGUCGGACUGCAUCACAGAGUUUUUGAAGGAGGAGAAGUUGGAAGGGGAUAACCGCUACUUCUGUGAGACCUGCCAGAGCAAGCAAAACGCUACCAGAAGGAUCCGGCUCCUCAGUCUUCCCUGCACCCUCAACCUGCAGCUCAUGCGCUUCGUGUUUGAUAGGCAAACAGGCCACAAGAAGAAGCUGAAUGCUUACAUUGAGUUCUCAGAAUUGCUGGACAUGGUGCCCUUCAUGGAAGACAAAGCCAACGUCUUUGUCUAUGAGCUCAGUGCAGUUCUUAUACACCGAGGCGUGAGCGCAUAUUCCGGCCACUACAUCGCUCAUGUGAAGGACCCGCAGACCGGAGAGUGGUACCGGUUUAACGAUGAAGAGAUAGAAAAGAUGGAGGGCAAAAAACUGCAGCUGGGGGCAGAGGAAGACCUAGAGCCUUCUAAAUCUCAGACUCGGAAGCCCAAGUGCGGGAAGGGGGUUUACCGCUCUCGAAAUGCCUACAUGUUGGUAUACAGGCUGCAGACGCGGGAGAAGUCGUUGAGCAUCAGAAUCCCAGCUUUCCUGCAGCAGCUUGUAGAGCGGGACAACAGCAAGUUUGAGGAGUGGUGCACUGAAAUGGCCGAGAUGCGCAAGCAAAGCGUGGCCAGGGGCAAGAUCAAGCAUGAAGAGGUGAAGGAGCUCUACCAGAAGUUGCCCACUAAAGCUGGCUGCCCCUAUGACUUCGUCUCUCUUGACUGGCUGCAGCAGUGGCUGGACGAAUCGACUCCUCCCAAGCCCAUUGACAACACGGCCUGCUUGUGUGCCCACGGCAAGUUGCACCCAGACAAGAUCCCGACCGUCAAGCGGGUCUCUGAGUACGUCGCCGACUACUUCUACAAGAGAUACGGAGGAGGCCCCAGGCUGACAUUCAAGGCGCUCUGCAGGGAGUGUGUAGUGGAGAGAUGCAGAGUCCUCCGGUUGAAGAACCAGCUCAAUGAGGACUACAAAACUGUCUCCAACUUGCUGAAAGUGACCAUCAAGGGGAACGAUGGGUUUUGGGUGGGGAAGUCGUCCGUGCGGAGUUGGCGCCAGCUGGCCCUGGAGCAGCUGGAUGAGCCAGAUGAAGAUGCAGACCAAAGCAAUGGCAGGAUGAACGGCGAUGCAAAGAACAAAGAGGAAUCCAGUGCAGAAAAGCGAGAGGAAGAAGACCUAAAGUUCAACGAGGACAUUGUUUGCCCACAUGGCAACUUGUGCAUUUCAGAGAAUGAGCGGAGAGUCGUCUCUGGAGAAACCUGGAAGAAACUGCAGCAGUAUUUCCCCAAUGCCCCAGAGUUCCCAAGCAGCAAAGACUCCUGUUCCCAGUGCAAGAUUCUGGAACGGGAAGGAGAAGAGAACGAAGCCCUCCACAAAAUGAUGGCCAGCGAGCAGAAGGCGCAUCUCCCAAACCUCUUCCAGGACAAGAGUCGGCCUUGCCUCAGCAGCUGGCCUGAGGAGCUGGAUGAGCUCUAUGUCGUCUCAAAGUUCUUUGUGGAGGAAUGGAGGAAGUUUGUGAGGCGGCCUACACGUUGCAGCCCCGUGUCCUCGAUAGGGAACCGGGAUCUCCUCUGUCCGCAUGGCGGCCUGAUGUUCACGUUUGCUUCCAUGACCAAAGACGACUCUAAACUUAUAGCUCUGAUAUGGCCCAGCGAAUGGGAGAAGAUCCAAAAGCUCUUUGUGGUGGAUCACGCCGUCAGAGUAAUUAGGAGGCGACCCUCAGAGGCGAAUCCUGAAACGCCGCUCUUCAUUACCGAACCUGAGCUGUGCUCAGACUGCAGAGAAGGGUUGUUGUGCCAGCAGCAGCGGGACCUGCGGGAGUACGCCCAGGCCACCAUCUAUGUGCGCAAAGUGGUUGACAACAAGAAGGUCAUGAAGGAUGCUGCCCCGGAACUGACCGUGAGCAGCUCAGAGGCAGAAGAGGAGAAGGAGGAGGCCAGGCUGGAAGGGGAGCAGGAUCCAGAUUUUAACCAGGCCAACAGCAAUGCAAAGCGGCAGAAAGUGUCGCACCCAAACUACGUUGUCUACCAAAAACAGGGGAUCCGACGGAGCGCGAGGCACAGGAAAGUCCGCGGAGAGAAAGCUCUCCUGGUGUCGGCAAACCAGACCCUGAAAGACCUGAAAAUCCAGAUCAUGCACGCCUUCUCGGUUGCACCGUUCGACCAGAACCUGUCCAUUGAUGGGGCGAUUCUCACCGAUGACUCGGCCACCCUCGGCAGCCUUGGGGUCACUCCGGAGUCGGUUGUUUUAUUAAGGGCUGAUGAACCAGUUGUGGACUAUGCAGCAAUAGACGAUGUUAUGCAAGUUUGUAUGCCCGAAGAAGGAUUUAAAGGCACUGGACUCCUCGGGCACUAACAUUUUCGACAACCGCCGGCAACAGAAGUAAGCAGGGCGGGGAGAUUUUAAAAAGCAUUUGAGAUCUGGAUGGGCAUUCCAGGAACGGUGGACCUAAAAGAGAAAAACUGCCACCCCCCCCGACCAUCCUGCCGCUCGACCCCUUCCUGAUGGUGGGACCUCAUUGUGAAGGGCUGCCCUCAGGCGUCUUGUGUUGUCACAGAUGACUCUGGCAGGACGGAGGGAUUCUCCUAAGGAGAGCUUCCAACCUGGCACAGCGAAGGGGCCGUUGUUGAGGAGCUUCAAGGAAUUGGCUGCCCCUCUUCAUUUUUCCCGCGGAGGAUGGAGGUCUCCUUGUUGUGCUGCUGGAUCUUGCUUGCCUUCCAUCCUGCAGCCUUCUUUCCUGGAUCUGCUGUCAGUGAGGCGGACAUUCAGCUCCCCAGCAGAGUUUUGGGAACUUGCCGGGUCUGCCUCUGGUAUCUCCAGCCCUCGUUUGCUCAUGCAGGUUUGAAAGGCCCAGUUUCUCUGACGCUUCGUAAAUCAGCCUGGACAAGCCCCUUCCAUCAGCUGUGCCUAAAAAGCCAGGGGGUGGGGAGAGGGUGGCACUUAUUCAUUCUGUUAUCCAGCAACAAAACCUCCCACCCUUUUUAAAAAGUGGCUUCACAUAUGAAUAUGGCCCCUGAUAAUUAUCAAUGCUGUUUAUUUUGAACAGCUUUCUGCAGUGGACAGAAAGGGGUGGAGGCAGCAGGGUUGGCUUGAUUGUGGCUGGAGAGAGGAGUUUCAGCUCUGUAAACUUUGUACCCGUUCACGCCUGUUGGAUUCUAGCGCCGAAGUGAGACUCUGUUGAGGGGGGGCAUUGGACGUCCUUCGCACGUGCCUGCUUCUUGCAGCUGUGGGGGGGCGUCUCUGCACGAAGGUGUCUUUUAGAACUUCGGGCACUUCUCCAAAAGGGCUCUUUAAAUCAUCAUCAUCAUCAUCCUGCUCAACCUCGACAGCAGGAGUGCGGAAAGCAACUUUAGCAUUUCAAAUGGGUGGGUUUGGAGGCGAGGGCAAGUUUAUUUUCUUUUUGUGACCAAGAGCUGUAAAUUUCUUGACUUGUCCUACUUAGGAUCUCAACUUGCUGUUCAAGAGAAGGUGGGGAGAGCCAGCAAGGGGUCUUGUCAGGUUUCGCGCAGAGGUUUGGCGUGCUGAGGUUACUUCCGUGUCUCCCUUUGCGGGGUUUUUGGGGGGAGGGGGCCUUGGAUCUGGUGAGUAGCCUGGGUCUUUUUUUAAGAGGUGAAAAGUGGAGCUGACCAAUUUUAUUCUUUCCCAAGGUAAAGAGUACAGUAAUAAUUGAGUACACCAUUGUUAGUGCUCUAUGAAGCAGUCUGUCUUUCUCUUCGUCUUAGUCUUCCAUUUUGAAACCAGGCCCGGAAGGAGGUUUUAAUUGAUCUAGAUGGAAGCAGCCAUGCAUGGACUUGUGUAGCCCUUGGGAAUUCUGAUGUUUUAUUUUCUGUUUGCUUUUUCCCCUUCUCCCCCCCCCGGGGGGGUUCAUUGUACUUCCUUGAUGGGGAAAAAGUGUCUUAAUUCACAAGGAAGGCUGAUCGCCCAUGAUGUCUAUGUGCAUAUCUACAGACUGACUGACACGUGACAUUGUACCAAACAGCCGUUCCUGACAGUUGCCGCUGAACAGAUGACACCGGCUCAAGCUGUGAUCACAGUGCUUGUCACCUUUUUUUUAUCUGCACUCGCAAAAUGUUUUUGGACUAGUUUUCAGAGCCUUAUUAAAAGCGUGUACCCGUGGUCAGUCCUUACCUUUAUUUGUACUGUAUUGCAUAAAAUGUGGGUUUUUUCAUUUA